This is a messenger RNA of Neltuma alba, 2796 nucleotides long. Its product is annotated as pentatricopeptide repeat-containing protein At3g53700, chloroplastic-like. Gene Ontology annotation, molecular function: protein binding. NCBI's taxonomy places the organism in Eukaryota, Viridiplantae, Streptophyta, Magnoliopsida, Fabales, Fabaceae. Bases 358 to 2640 code for a protein of 760 amino acids. The transcript has a single exon. The record is from RefSeq and is a predicted model, not a curated record.
AUCUUUCCGGCACCCAACUUUUGCUUCUUUGGCAGGAGAGUAGCAAACUAGGAGAGGCUUCUCGCUGCAAUCACUUCCUUACAUCUGAGCGGCAAUUGUGAAGAAAGAUUCGGUAAGGAACGCAGAGGAAGCAAUGCCAUUGAAAAAUUAAGAGUGAGAUUGAGAAAGAGAGAAGGAGACGCAGAGGAGAGAGGAAGCAAGAGAGGGAUUGAUACACAGAGAGAGAGAGAGCAAAAACCAGGGGGAAAAUAUCUUGCUAUGGGUUAUUGGAUUGGGUUUUGCCAGAGUUAGAUAUUGAUUCUACUCCAUGUCUUAAUCGUCACGCCCUGCGCUAUACAUGUUUGUUGAAUUGUCUCAAUGGCUUUGUCUUCGUUGCCCUGUCAUCCUUUGUCUCUCCCUGUUACCAAUUACCGCUCAAAACCUACCCUUUUCUCUUUCAAACGACUAACCUUCGAUUUCUUCGUGCCUUUUUGUUCCACUUCUAGCUCGUCAGCUACACUCACUUCCUCCCCAGUACAACAGCUCCCUUCUGAUUUUUCACCCUCACAACUCUUGGAUCUCCUUCGUCGCCAAAAAGAUGAAUCCUCAGCGCUUCGCAUAUUCGAAUGGGCCUCAAAACAACCCAAUUUCGUACCCGUUUCAUCCAUAUACGAGGAAAUCCUUCAAAAGCUUGGGAAAGUGGGGUCUUUUGAUUCCAUGAUGCUAGUGUUAAAAGAAAUGAAGUCUGCAGGUUGCGUUGUUGAUACUGGUAUUUUCCUUAUUUUCAUUGAGAGCUACGCGAAUUUUCAGUUAUAUGAAGAAAUUGACGCUAUCCUCCGAGUAAUGGAAGAUGAAUUUGGACUGAAACCUGACACACAUUUCUAUAAUUUCUUGCUGAAUGUCCUUGUCGAUGGCAACAAGCUUAAACUUGUUGAAACAAUUCAUUCAAAGAUGGUUAAUAGUGGAAUUCAGCCGGAUGUUUCAACCUUCAAUAUCUUGAUAAAAGCUCUCUGUAAAGCCCAUCAGUUAAGACCUGCCAAUUUGAUGUUGGAAGAGAUGCCAAGUUAUGGGUUGUCACCGGAUGAGAAAACAUUCACAACAUUAAUGCAAGGUUUUAUUGAGGAAGGUGACAUGAAGGGCGCGUUAAGGAUAAAAGAGCGGAUGGUAGAAUGUGGGUGUCUGCUGACCAACGUGUCUGUUAACGUUUUGGUGAGUGGGUUUUGCAAAGAAGGUCAAGUUGAGGAAGCCCUGAGUUUCAUUCAAGACGUAUCGGAUGAGGGAUUUUACCCUGAUCAAGUUACUUUUAAUGCUUUGAUGAAUGGGUUGUGUAGAAGAGGGCAUGUCAAUCAUGCUCUCGAAAUCAUGGAUGUUAUGCUUGAAAAGGGAUUUGAUCCGGACGUCUAUAGCUACAACUCCUUGAUCUCUGGAUUAUGUAAAUUAGGAGAAAUUGAUGAGGCAGUUGAAAUUCUGCAUCAGAUGAUUUCGAGGGAUUGUUCCCCAAACACUGUUACUUAUAACACGCUAAUUAACACCUUGUGUAAGGAGAACCAUGUUGAGGCAGCAGCUGAACUUGCUCAUGUUCUUACCAGUAAGGGUAUAUUACCUGAUGUUUGUACAUUUAAUUCUUUAAUACAAGGUCUCUGCUUGACUGGUAACCGUGAAAUUGCAAUGGAACUAUUUGAGGAAAUGAAGAAGAAAGGAUGUCGACCUGAUGAGUUUACAUACAGCAUACUGAUUGAUAGCCUCUGUACGAGAAGGAAACUUGAAGAAGCUUUAAACCUGCUGAAGGAAAUGGAGUCAAGUGGCUGUGCCCGUAACGUUGUGGUAUACAAUACUUUGAUAGAUGGUUUGUGCAAAAAUAAAAGAAUUGAAGAAGCAGAGGAAAUCUUUGAUCAGAUGGAACUCCAAGGGGUGUCAAGAAAUUCAGUAACCUAUAACACCCUCAUAGAUGGUCUCUGUAAAAGCAGAAGAGUGGAGGAAGCUGCUCAGCUUAUGGAUCAAAUGAUCAUGGAAGGAUUAAAGCCUGAUAAGUUUACCUAUAAUUCAUUGCUUACAUACUUCUGCCGGGGUGGAGAUAUAAAGAAGGCAGCUGAUAUAGUGCAAGCUAUGACUUCAAAUGGCUGUGAACCAGACAUUGUUACCUAUGGGACCCUUAUUGGGGGACUAUGUAAGGCUGGCAGAACAGAGGUUGCAAGUAAGCUCCUCAGAUCUAUCCAGAUGAAAGGCAUGGUCUUGACUCCACAUGCUUAUAACCCUGUAAUCCAAGCUCUCUUUAAAAGAAAAAGAACAAAAGAGGCCAUGAGGCUUUUCAGAGAAAUGAUAGAGAAGGCUCAUCCACCAGAUGCUGUAACAUAUAAGAUUGUUUUCCGUGGCCUCUGUAAUGGUGGAGGGCCAAUUCAAGAAGCUGUUGAUUUUACAGUUGAGAUGUUGGAGGAGGGACUCCUGCCAGAGUUCUCAUCGUUUGUCUUCUUAGCAGAAGGGCUUUGUUCUUUAUCCAUGGAAGACACUCUUACUAAACUCAUUAAUAUGGUCAUGGAGAAAGCAAAAUUCUCAGCAAAUGAAAUAUCUAUGAUCAGAGGCUUCCUCAAGAUCCAGAAAUUUAGAGAUGCAUUGGCCACUUUGGGCGGUAUCUUGGAUACACGAACGGCCAGGAGAUUUUAGUGGUGAAAAGUUUGGGUGUAAAUUAUAUGUGCGAUGAUGUUCUGAAGCGUAUGCUGAGAAAGCCCCUCGUUGCAUUUCACAAGGAUGCUGAAGGCAAAGUUCGAGACCGAGAAAAGUUUGUUUGCCCGGGAAUCAACACAUUACAGAACCCUUGGC